UGAAAACUAGGUUAAACAACUGGUUUUCACAUGGUUUUGCAUUCGCCUGCUGUGAAACAUUGCGAAAAUGUUCGAGUGUCACAAUUUAAGGUUAUUUAUUGAUUAUUUUAAUUUUAAACAUGUUUUUUUAUUCAUAAUAAAUGCAAUUAUUUAGGUUUUUAAGUAUAAUUUGUGUUAAAAAAGGUAAAACAUUCAAAUCGGUGACUUAGUGGCGAAAAAACGAACUAAACUUAAGUAAGUUUAGUACAUGCGGUGCAUUUCAUAGGCUGACAAGUGACAAUCGCAAAAACAGCGCACUUUCCACACGUUCUCUGUUAUCAAAACAAAACACGCACGGACGUACACGGUGAGUACAGUGCGAUAAGCUGCGUGCAUUGUCGCGGUACCUUUCACUCGCGCUCUCGUCUCGGUAAUUUUUGAGUGGUUUCAUUUGUUAUCAAAACGCGAGGCGCUGAAUAGAGUUGUGUGCAUUCAACGAUCACUCGCUAGCAGGACGCGCGCUAACCCACAGACCUGCAGUAUUCGCGAUAACGCGCAUUGUUGAUCAGGUGCAAUCAGGUGCAUUUGAGUGCAAUUUUUUAAUUUCGGUGCGAACGCAGCGUGUCAUGAGCUGGCUACUGUGUGAUUAAACGCGGGCGCAAUGCUUAACGGCGGACCUGGAGAAUUCCGCAAGUAUCUUAAGAACAGUGACAGCCUUCGCAGGAUACUCGAGGAUACGCAAAAUGCUCUCAACGACAUCAGGUUUAAUCAAGUUAAAUGCCGUGAAAUUAAAGAUCAACUAUGCAGUCAAUCAAGGAUAAAUUCCCUCUGUGGUAUCCUGGACGCACCUCCGUCUAUCCUGGUCUUCGGCCAGAACUGCCAUGAUAAAGCGCUGCUUGUGAAUGCAAUCCUAGAUGAACCAAUCCUGCCGCACCAUGGCGCUCACUGGCGUUGGGUAAAAAUUGUUUUCGGUGCGGUAAAAUCUGUGCGAUUAACACUCGGCCAAGAGUAUGAAAUUGUCGAGAAGCUGGUCGCACACGAUUGCAAUUGGCAGUCCGUACCUGAACAUGAUCUUAAACGCCAUUUAACCGAAUCUCCAUUGGAUCAUUGUCCCACUGUUGAAGUGGAACUCUAUCAUCCGUUAUUGCGCGAGAGUGUUGCUAUUGUAGUGCCGCCCGAUUGCGAUGGAUGUGAAUUCGUCGAAAUCCUUGAUCGCAAUUUGGACCGCUUGAUGCCGGUGAUUCUCUAUGCCAUCAGCGGGGACCAGCUCAGUCAUGAGCACAUUAAUGAAAUACGCGCGAUCAAGGAUAAAUUCCCCGAUACUCCGUUGUUGUUUGUUUUUGUCAGCAAGGAGGAGACUUCAGUGAGUACAGAAUCUCUGACUGAAUCCGAGCAGCAUCUUUUUGAUAAGGAUGAGAUGCGCACGCAGAAGUUGAAUAAUAUUAGAAAUCAAUUAGUGAGAUUAGGAUUUUUGUCCGAGGUGAAUACACAGACCGAUGAGAUGAGGAAGCCGUUUUGCUCCGAGUGUUCCCUUGAAAACACACUUAUCAGCGACUCGAAUCUGAACGAAGCAUUCAUAUCAUUCGUACGUGACGUCCUUAAGUCCUAUUUGUUGAAAUUAUCUGCGAUAAUUAGUGAGAUUCAUAAUAAUUGCCUAAGAAUAUUCAUCCUUUCGGCGUUUGACAUGGCGCGCGAAAUCCAAAUCACUCCACGGCGUAUUCUCUAUGCGCAAACAAUAGAACUACAGCUUUAUGAUAAUUUAAUGCGUAUCGCCAGUGAGAAACAAGAGGAGAUUACGAAAAUAAUUCAAUUAACACUACAAACGAUGCGGAAUAACAUUGGAGAUGUUUUGGCAGGAUACAAGUAUAAUAAUGAAGAUGAUCCGCACUCAGUCAAAAUGGCGACGAUGGAAAUCCAUCAAAUUGUUUUGCGUCGAUUGAGUAAUUCUGUAGCGACACAACUUGUUCUUUCUGUUGGUUGUUUACAGGAGAGUUUCACGGGGACUUUACAGCGAUGUCUUGAAGCUUUGGAACAAAGCUGUCAUGAAAUCGAUGGUAAUCUAUUGGCGUCCGAUGCUGUCAAGCAAAUACUCUCUGCAGCUUAUAAUGUUGAUUUGACUUCGUCAACGAAAUUCACGGUUGUGCAUUCUUUCAUCGACAAGUUGAGGAAACUCGUGUCGAAUUUCCAAUUACCAUGGCGGAGUUGUGUCACGCCUGAUUUUGAUUUUCAGUGGCAAGCACACGUGGUCACUGAGCUUCUAGACACACUGAGUGCUUCGAAACUGGCGAAAACAAUAAGCGCACAGUUUCAGGAACACAUUCGGUCGUCACAUGAAGCAUUCAAGACGGCGAUUCACUUUUUGGAAAACAGACUGUCUGGAAAACUCGAACAAACUGAAGAACAACGAAUUUUGAUUAGGAAAAAACACGCGCCGCGUCUGGCGCGACUUGCUUUGGAGAGUACUUCGUUGUGUGAUAUGAUUCGUUAUGGUAUGCCUAAGCAGACCAAAGAAAUUGGGCGUGGGCAGUAUGGGGUUGUUUUUUCUAGUGAGGCAUGGGGAAAUGUUAAUCCAUGCGCUGUUAAAUCGGUCGUACCUCCAGACGAUCGUCAUUGGAAUGAUUUAGCUAUGGAGUUUUAUUAUACAAGAACAAUACCUGAACACUGUAGGAUAGUUAAACUGCGUGGUUCUGUGGUGGAUUAUAGUUAUGGCGGUGGUAGCUCACCAGCAGUCCUCUUGGUAAUGGAACGCAUGACACGAGAUUUAUACUGUGGGCUUAAAGUGGGCCUCAGCUGGGCGAAACGCAUACAAAUCGCUGUGGAUGUUGUCGAAGGCAUACGAUAUUUACAUUCCCAGGGUUUAGUCCACAGGGAUAUUAAACUAAAAAAUGUUUUAUUGGAUGAUUGCGAUAGAGCUAAACUCACAGACUUUGGCUUUUGCAUGCCGGAAGCAAUGAUUUCUGGAAGUAUAGUAGGCACACCCGUGCACAUGGCACCGGAACUCCUUUCUGGACGGUAUGAUUCCAGUGUGGAUGUCUAUGCCUUUGGUAUUUUAUUCUGGUACAUCUGCGCGGGGCAAGUCAAGCUCCCGCAUCAAUUCGAACAGUUUCAUAACAAAGAACAACUUUGGACAAGUGUGCGCAGAGGAACAAGACCGGAAUGUCUGUCGAACUUUACGCAGGCUUGCUGGAAUCUGAUGGAGCAAUGCUGGGCGGCUGAGCCGUACGAUCGACCGCUGCUAGGCUACGUCCAGCCACAAUUGGUGGGUAUUCAACUGGCGUCAGCGGAACAACCACAAGGCAAGUGCCAUAAUUCACAUAACUCGAAUUUAUUUGACGACGCGACGACUAGUGGCUCACAGAGCUUCGCGAAUCCGUUUCUAAAUUUUGACUCAAGCGAUACGUUCACCAACUAUCGUUACGAAAUGAUGCAAUAUAGAGAGUUUUGACCUGAAUAAAUAUAUUGACGUUUUCAAAAAA
This is a messenger RNA of Dalotia coriaria, 3455 nucleotides long. Its product is annotated as dual serine/threonine and tyrosine protein kinase-like. Lineage: Eukaryota; Metazoa; Arthropoda; Insecta; Coleoptera; Staphylinidae. Bases 641 to 3424 code for a protein of 927 amino acids. Gene Ontology annotation, cellular component: cytoplasm. Gene Ontology annotation, molecular function: protein kinase activity; ATP binding. Gene Ontology annotation, biological process: cellular response to fibroblast growth factor stimulus; positive regulation of ERK1 and ERK2 cascade; positive regulation of fibroblast growth factor receptor signaling pathway. The transcript is spliced from 7 exons. The record is from RefSeq and is a predicted model, not a curated record.